AAAGUCCAUUCAUCAGUCAGCCGAAGAAGAGAAGCUGAGCGAGCUGACAGCAGAGCAGAGAGCAAAAACAGAUAGAUGCGUUAGCUAUUAUUACUGAAUUAUCCACACUGUCUUACAUAUUUUACCGAAUUCACAGCCAUGGAGUUGUCUGAAAUACUGUACAACAAAGCGGAGUACAUUGAGACGGCUUCUGGCAACAAAGUGAGCAGACAGUCAGUGCUGUGUGGGAGUCAAAACAUCGUCCUCAAUGGCAAAACUAUAGUCAUGAAUGACUGCAUUAUCAGAGGCGACCUGGCUAAUGUCAGGGUGGGCAGACACUGUGUGGUGAAGAGCAGAAGCGUCAUUAGACCACCUUUCAAAAAGUUCAGCAAAGGGGUGGCCUUCUUCCCGCUGCACAUCGGAGAUCAUGUCUUCAUCGAGGAGGACUGUGUGGUCAACGCAGCACAGAUUGGUUCCUAUGUCCACAUCGGCAAGAACUGUGUCAUAGGUCGUCGCUGUGUGCUGAAGGACUGUUGCAAGAUCCUAGACAACACCGUGCUCCCCCCAGAGACCGUGGUGCCACCUUUUACUGUCUUCUCUGGAUGCCCAGGUCUGUUUUCAGGGGAGCUCCCAGAGUGCACGCAGGACCUGAUGAUCGAUGUAACCAAGAGCUACUAUCAGAAAUUCCUGCCUCUCAGCCAGAUCUGAGUCCUGCCCCAAAACCUUUGGUAGGAUCCAUGCGCCCUCCAGCCAGUUCCUGGUCCGGGACGGGGGUUACUCAUCAGACUGAAACAAACUCUGGAGCUCACCUUAUAUCCCUCUGCUCUCAGAGACCCUGAGUUUCUCUGCCCAAAGAAAAAAAAACAUUUGGUCCUUUUAGGAGCACUAAUAUGAUGCUAGAUUAUGAGUAUUAGUAAAGCACAUAAUUAAUAAAAUAGCUGCAAAAGGCAGUUUUGUAUAUUUGCAGCUCCAAAUUGCAGCAAGAGUCUUAAGUCUUUUAAAUCCAAGAAUGCUCAAAGGCACACUCGUGUUCACCAUCCCAGCUAGUCUGAGAUGCCUUCAAGGGGAACAAAUACAAACCUUCAAUCAACAGGCUCUCAGCUUUAGAUGUUUUUUGAGUGUGUAUGCUGGUCAGAGUGUUGUGGAGAAACUCAAGGACCUCUGUGAGGCUGGCUUCGACCUCUUACAGCAGCUGUAGGUGAAGAUGAAGAGGUGGAGGUGGUCUGUGAGAGGGAGGAAGUGAAGGGCGAAGGUGUUUUGAAGAAUGCAGGAACAGAUCUUGUAAAAUACCACCCAUGGACCAAAGCAGUAGCAACAACAGUUGUGCUUGAGGAUGUUGGCUGUAUGUUAUUCAUGCCCACAGAUCACUUGGGCAACAGAGCAGUACACUCAUGAACUCACUCACUCAACAAUCUGUCAGAUUGGGUUGUUUUAGUCUAUCUUUUUAAUUUUCAAUGUUGAAGAUGAUGCGUUUGUUUGCUUCCUCCUUCACUGGCUUAUGUAAUUUCUCAGAGCGUAUUUAAUACUGUGUGGCUUAAUGUUUCAGAUAUGUUCAGGACAACCCUCUGUGCUUUGCCUUCGUCAUUCUCCAAGCGUACAAAAAAAAACAGCCAACGUCUAAGAUAGUGCUGCAAAUAAAUUAAUAUAAAUUAAAAUCUGCCACAUAUACACUGUCUUAUGCUUUCACUACAGUUACAUUGUAUGUUUAAACCGCUGAAUUAAAGAAAGCUUCAAAAGACGGGUGUAAUACA
Messenger RNA from Acanthopagrus latus (yellowfin seabream), 1730 nucleotides. It is a transcript of the gene dctn5, whose product is annotated as dynactin 5. The record is from RefSeq and is a predicted model, not a curated record. Lineage: Eukaryota; Metazoa; Chordata; Actinopteri; Spariformes; Sparidae. Bases 139 to 687 code for a protein of 182 amino acids. The transcript is spliced from 6 exons.